UCAGUCAAUGAAAAUCACGCAGAGCCAAGGUGUUCAUAUUCAUGAAUAAUCGUUGUAGAUGUCACGAAAUGUUGUUUUCCAUUAAAUAAAGUGCAAUAGUCCAACUUAUUAGUUUCAAGAUUUGUUGUCUAUUGCCGGGUUUAACCGGAAAACAAAACAUGUCGACGGAAAAGGAAGAAACGACGAACGGUGCAGAGACCGAGCCGACUGAUGAAAUUGCUGAAAAACGUAUUGGAUGCGCUCAUUACAAGCGCCGAGCCAAAUUUGUGACUCCAUGCUGUAACAAGUUCUACAUGUGCCGCUACUGCCAUGAUGAGAAUGAACAACACUAUUUCAACCGAAAGACAGUGACCGAACUCAUCUGCACAGAAUGUGACACUCGGCAAAAAGUUCAGGCUGUAUGUGAAAGUUGCGGUGUUACAUUUGGAAAGUACACAUGCCUGAUUUGCAAUUUAUUCGACGAUGAAGACAAGAGGCAGUACCACUGCGACGGAUGCGGCAUAUGCCGCGUCGGCGGCCGCGACCGGUUCUUCCACUGUGAGCGCUGCAAUAUGUGCCUUCCGGUGCAGCUGCAGAGGGUCGGACAUCGGUGCGUUGAGAACGUGUCAAGAUCCAACUGCCCAGUGUGCUUAGAGGACAUCCACACGUCCCGCAUCCCGUGCCACAUCCCUGACUGCGGGCACUUGCUGCACCGACCCUGCUUCGAGCAGCUGCUCCACUCAGGACACUACGCCUGCCCCACCUGCCAGACCAGCAUGAUAGACAUGUCCAAUCUAUGGAGUUACCUGGAUUCAGAAGUGGCUGCGACCCCAAUGCCGCCCGAAUACGCAGACUACAAAGCAACUAUUCUAUGCAAAGAUUGUCAUAAGCUAUCAACUGUGAAGUUUCACGUGGUCGGAUUGAAAUGCCAACACUGCGGAGCGUACAACACUUGCCAGACCAACGGUUUUCACAAAGACAAUGGCAACACCUCAGAGAACGCAGACUCAUCUACGUCAACAUCAACAUCAACGAGUAGAAGCGGCUCCUCGUCAGCCGCCUUCACCGAGCCCAGGGCGGAGCCCCCGGCCCAGGACGAGCUCCCGAGGGCCAACCCCCUCGACGAGCCCCCGCAGGCCUGACGACCACUUGGUGAUAGUGAUAGUGAUGUGAUGUGACUCGGUGAUAUUGUGAGGUAUGUCGCGACAUAGCAUGCAACGCGACAUAUACCGCGGGUUUUAAAUCAUACACGUAUUCAAAUUCAAAAAUGUCUCUAUUCAGUAGGUAACAGAGUUACACUUUGAAUCGUCAUUUUUUACAUAACGAACGUCUCAUCCGCCUAAAACUACUGCAGCUUCUCACAACCUGUAUAGCCGGGGAAAAGAAGCUGCAAGAAAAACCUCGGCACGGGGCCCUAGACGUUCUUUUAAAAAUAACGAAAUAUAACUAAACAUCGGAUUAUAUGCAUCAUCAAAAUGCUAAAAGCACUGAAAAUGGCGAAAUAUGCACAAAAUGUGCAUAAUCAAUAAACUUUCAACCACUGCGAGCCACUACAGCAGAUCGAGGGUCUUAUUUGUUGAAUCGCCUUAAACUCAUGUUCGACAAUGUAUACCCAUUUCACGUAGCACAUCAGAACUUGUCAUUUGCAAGAUGAGACAGGUAUAUUUUCGCACGCGAGUUGAAGCGGAGCGUGGUGGACAUAUCGACGGCAUAAUAUAAUGGCCCCGAUUCCGGCAGACACUUCCUAAUUUUACUUUAAGUUAUACUUGUCAAUUUCUUCUCCGCCGAAAAGGAAAGGGACGGAUGAUUGACAGCUCUUAAUUUUAGGAAGAAUGAGUAAAUUAAUAUAACCCGGGCGAAUCAAAAAGGUAUCGAUGGUAUGCAAACCGACGUGACGUGUGCGUAUAGAACUGACAUAAGCCGUUAUGGAGUACAAGAGCGCGCGCGGCCUCGCUCGCACCUACGAGAUUUUUGUAUCGAGUGUCCGCGCUGUGGUUAUUACGGAAUAAAAUGAAACUUAAGCAAUAUUUAAUGUGUUCAAUAGGUAAAUAUUUAACAUUUUUGUUGACUCACUGAUGGGGCUAGUUCUUGGAGUGCAGGGAUACCAGAAUAAAAUGCUUCAAGAUUACUGAAUUUAACUUUUUUAUUACGUCAGCUAUUAAGUAUUACAAAAAUUGUUUGUAGCGCGCGGACGUAAUGUACAUCGUACGCAAUGGUCAAUCGGCGAGUGAGGGGAGAUGGCGGCGGCGCGGGGGCAUCGCGGGGCGCGGGGUGGUUCUCAUUGUGUGCGUAAACACUCACUCCCGUAAUGCUUAAUUGAGGGUUAUGUUCUUGACCGCUAUGGAUAUAUGUACGUCUGUUCUCUCCUAACUUCUAAACCACUUAUCAGAAUUUAACAAAUGAGGUGUCACUAGAAGCAACUUGAUUUUCUGGUUGUUAUAGGCAAUGUUACGUCACUCUACAUUCAAUGUGGCGCCAUUUAGAGGACAAAAAUUGAUGAAGAAAUUUUUUUUUCCCAAUGUAUUUUCCGAUGGAAAAUUCCACUUGUUUGAUAACAAGUGGAAUUUUCAGAAUCAUCCCUCUAAACAUUUGGUUACGAUGUCACUAACAUUCUGUUUAUUUUCGCAUGCGUGAUGAAGGAGGGUGAUUCCAAAAUAAGGCCCCUGAUCGGGUUCAUUGGAAACCCACCCCCAAUUCUCUGGUUAUACACCCAACCUUAUUUGCACAUGUAAGCAAUAAGAAAGGUGUUAGAUUUACACUUUUACUUGUGCAAAUUAGAAUUUGUGCGUUUGAGAUUGUGCAUUAUUAGCAUGUUCAAAGUCGUAUCAUCGUUUUUUUUUUGUAAAUCUAAACUUUAACUAUUGUAUUGUCUGAAAUCUCGGCCUUUGACUUUCGAACUGUCUUAUCCACACUAAUAUUAUAAAUGCGAAAGUAACUUUGUCUGUAACCUUUUCACGCUUAAACGGCUCAAUCGAUUUAGAUGAAAUUUGGUAUAGAGAUAUUUUGAUACCUAGGGAAGAACAUAGGGUAGUUUUUAUUCCGGUAAUCACGGGUCCUAAAGGGAUGACGAGCUCGGUGGCGCGGCGAUAAACGCGCUUGGUCUGCGAUUGUUGAAGUUAAGCAACUUUCGCAAAGGCCGGUCAUAGGAUGGGUGACCACAAAAAAAAAGUUUUCAUCUCGAGCUCCUCCGUGCUUCCGUGCUUCGGAAGGCACGUUAAGCCGUUGGUCCCGGCUGCAUUAGCAGUCGUUAAUAACCAUCAAUCCGCACUGGGCCCGCAUGAUGGUUUAAGGCCCGAUCUCCCUAUCCGUCCAUAGGGAAGGCCCGUGCCCCAGCAGUGGGGACGUUAAUGGGCUGAUGAUGAUGAAAAGGACGCGUGAUAACCGUAAACCACGCGGACAAAGUCGCGGUCCGAAUGCUACUUGCUCAUAAAAUUAAUACUAAGAGGCUCCACGCAAAGGUCAUUUUAUAACAACAACAAAUUCAAGUCACUGUGGUCCAGGGGGAUUAAAAUGGCCACAUCUUUUUUUUUUUGACGUGACUUAUUGUAGAUUUGCCGCAGACGGCAUUAACUACUUGGCCGGACAAAUGGGGAGCGCUGAAGGCUCUCACCCGGUACAACGUUUAAGACAACAGGCCUGAGGGUGCCCAGUUGGGCGCGAACCUCGGCUCAGGGCGUCGUCUGAGAGGAAAAAUAUUUGAAAGAAUUAAUCGACCCCAGUGGGUUGAUAGCGAUAAGCGCUGAUUGAGGGAAUGGCCACAUCGAAGCAAUUCACCUAAAAAGAAAUAUUGCAAUUUACAUUUGCACAUAUAAAAGUAAGUGCGGAAUUCAAACAAAUGUCAAAUAGCAAUAUUGCUUUCUUAGGUGAAUUGCUUCGAUGUGGCCAUUUUAACCCCCCUGUUCUUCUGCCCUCAAACGGGGAGCGCCGGUUCGAACCCCAGUACCGGACUUGCACCAAUGGGUUAUUAAUUUAUCUUAAAUGCAGUUUUCACUAACACAGUUGGUUUAACCGUUAUAGACGGCGAUAUAACUCACCACCUAUCACGUCGGUCUAACAGAAAGCUCGUUGACGUGUGGGUACUUAGUUCAUCUUGCGAUGGAUGUAGCUCUGACUACCCUAAUUGGGAUACAGUCGCGAGCUUACGUUAUGUAAGUAUUAUAAAAUGACCAGCCAAUAUCAUAAUUCCACUACGUAACAAAUCCAUCCAUAUAAAAAUGUAUUUAAAUUAAAAUAUUGGUAAGCUUUUCAAAUUAUUAUCUUAUCAUUGGCUAAGUGAAGGUUUUUUUCUUGAUAUACAAGGUGUUAGUGCAUGUUUUUAACCAUGAGUCUGAGUUGAUAAAUAGUGGAAUCUCCGUCGCAAAAGUAUGGAACUGAAAAUAAUUUCAUAAAUCCGAUAGGAAAUUCCACUUGAUAUCAAUUCAGAAUCAUGGUCUGAAUCAUCCCCCUCAGUAUUUGUCAUAGAGAGAGGGAUGAUUCUGACCAUGAGUCUGAGUUGAUGGAAUUUUCCACCGCAAAGGCAUAGAAUUGAAAAUAAUUUUAAAAAACUUGAAAAUUUUGCGAUGGAAAAUUUCACUUAAUAUUAACUCAGAAUCAUGGGCUGAAUCAUCCCCCUCAGUAUUCGUCACGAUGUCACUAACGCCCUGUAUUACAAUUGUAAAGGUCAUUUUUGUGUGUAUAAAUAAAUAAAAAAAAAUCUAAUUAGACUGCAUAUAAUAAGGUUUGAAAUGUAUCAAAUGAUUUAAUUAUAUAAAUCUUGUUUACAUUGUAAAGCAUGUGUCAAAUUGUCUUUGUCGCAUGUGUCAAAUUGUGUUUGUCACAUGUGUCAAAUUGUCGGGUCUGCACGGCAACCGCGCUGCGAAUUAUGUCGGUUUUCGACCAAUAGACACAACCAAUGCUAUCAAUGUGGAUAGAGGUCGUACUGCUAUUGGUCAAAGGCCUCGAUAUAAUUCGCGCCGCGCGCGGUAGAGUUCUCGUGGCACGAGGGCAGGGCAUUUUAAUGACAAACUUACUUUUAAUAAUGGUGCAGCAAAUAGAUUUUAGCACAAACAUAGCUUUGUAUACACAGAUGGGAAAAGCAAAGUAAAAUGGCCCUGAUUGACAGACACCUGCUAAUUUUAUUUUAAGUUAUACCUGUCAUAUUUCUUAUCUGUCUAAUAGGAAAGGGCCGGAUAAUUGACAGCUGUUCAUUUUAAAAUAAAUUAAAGAAUGAACGGUAACACGCUGGUAUGCAACCUGUUUUUUACGUGUGCUGUCAACUUAAUUUUGUCGGGUUAAAAUUGACGUGUAUUCCGUAAAUUUUAUGCAUGGCAUUUUAUGCAUUACCCGUCCUUUUCCUUUUCGGCAGAUAAGAAAAAGAGAGACAUAACUUAAAAUAAAAAUAGAUGGUGUUUGCAGGAGUCAGAACCAUAGUACGUUAAAGAAAUCUUUUUGAAUGAGCGAUUAUACCUAAGAUAUAAUAUACAUGUAGCAAUUUAAUGAAGCAGUUCUUAUGAAUAUUAUAAUCAUAAUCAUUUUAAUCAAAGUAAUUUUAAUAAAGUUACCAUGUAUUCCAUGUUAUCAGCGAAUACUUAGCUCUUAACUAAAGUUAUACCCUCUGUUGAUUGAAUAUAUAACAUAUUAAUUAUGUGUUCAUUAAAUAAACAUUACCUAUAACAAAUAGUAAAUUAUCCGGAUAAUCCUGAGGGCUUUAUACAAUAAACAUCAGAUGUCGUGGCCAGAUCUUAGAAUUGAUCAUUUCACGAUGUGCUCGAUCAUUUCAUGAAAUGGUCAUAUUUCAUGAAAUAGAAUAAUUCGUUGGCCACAUCAUGAUGUAGUUUGGCCAGAUCAAUGAACACAAAACGAUAUGAGCACCUAUGCAUGAUUACUUCAUGAUAUGGCCAAACGUUGGCAAUCAUAACGUAAAAUUAGUAACAUUAUCCACCGGUUGUGGCCCUGGUGACGAUUACAUUUGAAACUUGAUUGAUAAGUACUUUAAUAGAUGAAUCGUUGUAAUUAUACAAUUUUCCAUAUCGAUUUGGUAAAUAAUUUUGAACCUAAGAAAUUAACCGACUAUUCGCAAUUUCCCCGCAUUAACGAUAUGACCAAACGUCGAUUGAAAUAUCAUUAAACGUUGAUAUGGUCAACUUAGGUUGGCUAUUUCAUGAAAUAUGACCAUUUCAUGAAAUGGUCGAACACGUCAUGAAAUGAUCAAUUCUUAGAUCUGGCCACGACAUAUACAGGAUGUUAGUGACAUCGUAACGAAAACUUUGAGGGAUGAUUGAGACCAUGAUUCUGAGAUGAUAUCAAGUGGAAUUUUCCAUCGCAAAAGUAUGGAACAGAAAAUAACUUAAAAAAAAAAAAACAUUUUUUUUUAUGAAUUUUCCGACUGAAAAUUCCACUUGAUAUCAACUCAGAAUCAUGGUCUGAAUCAUCCCCUUCAGUAUUCGUUACGGUGUCACUAACACCCAUACCUACUUGUAUGGCUACAGUAUGUACUUGUGCGGGGUGUAAGUGACAUCGUAACGAAUACUGAAGGGGAUCAUUCAGCUGAUUAUUUUGAGUUAAUAUCAAGUGGAAUUUUUAAUCGCAAAAGUAUAGAAUUGAAAAUAAUUAAAAAAAAAAACUAAAAAAAAACAUGAAUUUUGCGACGGAAAAUUCCACUUGAUAUUAACUCAGAAUCAUGGUCUGAAU
Pectinophora gossypiella (pink bollworm) is the source of this 6648-nucleotide messenger RNA. RefSeq names its product RING finger and CHY zinc finger domain-containing protein 1 (gene Rchy1). Gene Ontology annotation, biological process: ubiquitin-dependent protein catabolic process; protein ubiquitination. Gene Ontology annotation, molecular function: ubiquitin protein ligase activity; zinc ion binding. Bases 159 to 1121 code for a protein of 320 amino acids. The record is from RefSeq and is a predicted model, not a curated record. The transcript has 7 exons. Gene Ontology annotation, cellular component: nucleus. NCBI's taxonomy places the organism in Eukaryota, Metazoa, Arthropoda, Insecta, Lepidoptera, Gelechiidae.